AAAUAUUUAUUAUAAAAUGUCAUAUUCAACAACCGAAAUUCACCCAAAUGUCAAAAGAGUUAUCUUUACCGAAGCAGAAAUUAAAGACAGAGUUGCUCAAUUAGGUAGACAAAUUACAAAUGAUUAUAAAGAUAGUAAAGAAUUAGUUUUAGUUGGUAUCUUAAAAGGAUCAUUCGUAUUUAUGUCAGAUUUGGUUCGUUCAAUUUAUUUACCAAAUACCAAUGUUACAUUAGAAUUUAUGUCAAUUUCAUCAUACGGUGCCGCUACCUCAACCAGUGGUGUCAUUCGUAUUAUGAUGGAUUUAAGAACCAAUAUCGAAGGUAAAGAUGUCUUAAUUAUCGAAGAUAUUGUCGACUCUGGUUUAACUUUAAAUCAUCUUAUGGAUUUAUUAAACCACCGUAAACCAAAUUCACUCAAUACUGCCGUUCUUCUCCGUAAAAAAGAAGGUCUCAAAGUUGAUGUCCCAGUUAAAUAUAUUGGUUUCGAUAUUCCAAUGGUUUUCAUUAUUGGUUAUGGUUUAGAUUUUGCAGAAAAUUAUAGAGAGCUUCCAUAUUUGGGUGAAUUAAAAGAAGAAUGUUACAAA
Messenger RNA from Dictyostelium purpureum, 583 nucleotides. Its product is annotated as hypoxanthine phosphoribosyltransferase. The annotation marks the transcript as partial. Gene Ontology annotation, biological process: IMP salvage; guanine salvage; purine ribonucleoside salvage. Gene Ontology annotation, molecular function: magnesium ion binding; hypoxanthine phosphoribosyltransferase activity. NCBI's taxonomy places the organism in Eukaryota, Evosea, Eumycetozoa, Dictyosteliales, Dictyosteliaceae. The record is from RefSeq and is a predicted model, not a curated record. The transcript has 2 exons.